Messenger RNA from Panicum hallii, 2027 nucleotides. RefSeq names its product paramyosin. The record is from RefSeq and is a predicted model, not a curated record. Bases 176 to 1555 code for a protein of 459 amino acids. Lineage: Eukaryota; Viridiplantae; Streptophyta; Magnoliopsida; Poales; Poaceae. The transcript is spliced from 14 exons.
CGGCUGGGCUGACCCUCACCCUCCCCUCCCCCCGAGCCCUGACGACACGGCACGCGAGCGAGCACGAGUCCGCCACCUCGCGGGCCGCGGCGUCGUUCGUUAGAACCAAGGAUUGGAUUGGCCUCUCUCGCCGAGGAGGAGGAGGGAGUUGGUGGCGAGAGGAGGGCUUGCGGGGAUGGGGAUCUCGAGGCCCCUCGCGGCGGCGGCGCUGCUGCUGCUGAUCGCCGUCGCCGGGGCGGCCACCGAGGAGCCGGUGGCGGUGGCGGCGGACUCGGUGGCCGGCGCGGUGGAGGCCGCGGCGCGGGCCGAGGAGGCCAAGGAGGCGGCGGCGCUCAGGGCGGAGCUGGACCAGCUCAGGGCGAAGAUCUCCACCUUAGAGUCAGGCAUAGCAGAGCGGUCCCAGGAACUGAAGAACAAGGAUGAUGGCAUUGCAAAGCUAGAGAAAGCCAUUGAGGCGAAGUCACAAAAGAUUGCUUCUCUGCAGGCCGAGAUUGCUUCGCUCCAAGCGAAGGGAUCUAUAGCUGCUGAGGAGCAGGCAGGCAAGGCCAAUGCCCGGGCUGUAGAGCUUGAGAAGCAGAUUGACAAGCUCAAAAAGGAUAUUGAGGCACAAAGCAGCCAGAGAACAGCACUUGAAGCUAGGGCUAACGAUGCAGAGAAGAAGGUAGAAGAGCUGACAGCAAAGCUUAACGCUAUCCAAAAGGAAAGCGACGAGCAAAAACGCAAAAUCAAGAAGACAGAACGUGCUCUUAAAGUUGCUGAGGAGGAACUGAUGAGGCUCCAGCUAGAAGCAUCAGCUAAGGCAAAGCAGCUGACAGAGGUUCAUGGAGCAUGGUUGCCACCUUGGUUAGCUGUGCAAUACGCUCACUACAUGGAGGUGGUCUCAGGCCACUGGAGUCAACAUGGGAAACCUGCCAUGCAGAAUUUUUUGCAGAAGGCAUCUGAAAAAUCAGCACAGGCAAAGAAAUGGGCUGAACCUCAUAUUGAGACUGCAAAGACGGUAGUGUCUCAUCACAAAUGGGUCCCUGUUAAGGAAAAAUUGGUUGUCCUCAAGAAAAACGCAGAACCUUACAUACAAAAGGUUUCAACAAGAUCAGUGGAGUUGUACGAGUCAUCAUGGGACGCUGUUACACCCCAUGUCGUCAAAGCUAAAGAGUUCGCUCAUCCAUACUAUCAGGAAGCCAAGAAGUUUUCCAAGCCUUACAUAGAUCAAGUUGCUGAGAUCACAAAGCCCCAUGUUGAGAAAGUUAGAACUGCUCUGAAGCCGUACACUAAAAGAGUGGUUCAUGCAUAUGGGUCAUUUCUUGAGUCGGCAACCACAUACCAUCGCCAGGCUCAAGCAACCAUCUUGGACUACCUUCACCAACAUGAGAUAACGAAAUCACUCGCGACAAAGGAGCUGGUUUGGUUCCUGGCUUCUGCUUUGCUGGCUCUGCCUGUCUUCGUUAUAUACAGGCUUCUAAUAAAUACUUUCUGCACCAAAAAGCCUAAAAGAUCUCGUGGAGGUAAUGGUAACCAUGGCCACAGGAGACACAAGCGCCGGCACACAGACAAGUAGAUCAAUUAUCCAGCAGUUAGGGUUCGCCUGCUGUGUAUGGUUGCAUAUCUUGAAGCAGGAUUUGGAUUGCUCUCCCUCCCUGGGGCUCUGUUGUGCCUAGCCAUGGAGAAAGGAGACCGUGGAAACAUUGUACACCACCAACAUUUCUCUUCUUUUGCAUCUUCGCCCCAUGUGUAAUAUGGACUUCAGUUGCAGCAGACCUUUUAUCUGCACCUUGCUGGGGUUCAGGGGUUAAGCCUCGGCCUUUGUUUUAUUGUUCAUUAUUGUUUAUUGUAACCUGUGAAUGCGUUUGGGUUUGCGUGCAUGUUCUUGUUGGUGACCUAUAUUCAACCCAUGUAUAACAAAGUGGUUGUUUAGCUACGUGGCUGGAGUUGAGCCUAUUGGUCUCAUCUGUGUGUGGUUGGCACAGUGACCUGAUAGCUGUUGACUUUCAGUCGGUGAAGCAUCAUGGGAAGGAAAAAUAAUAUCUGCA